This is a messenger RNA of Mesocestoides corti, 2010 nucleotides long. The record is from the annotation of a GenBank genome assembly. NCBI's taxonomy places the organism in Eukaryota, Metazoa, Platyhelminthes, Cestoda, Cyclophyllidea, Mesocestoididae.
AUGUCUCAAUCGAUGGGUCAGCGCUCAUUUUUCAAAGAUGUUCAGCAACUCUAUCGCAAAAUUGACACCUCAACUGACGGUCAAGCCUCCAUAGUGUCCGUGAAUGAAUUGUCAGUGAUUGUGUCGUUGAAUCCGAAAUUUGGUCUCAAUGCACACGCCUCGUUUAUUGUCAAAAUUGAUUGCCCAAUGUCCUAUCCAAAAGCCAGUCCUGAAGUCCACUUUAUUACGCCAAUCUUUCAUCCCAAUGUCUACCUUGGUGAUGGUAGAGUUUGCUUAAGUCUUCUCAUUGAAUGGCAUAGCUUUUACAGUCUGUUGGAUGUGAUCAAGGCCCUCAUCUACGUCAUUGAACAUCCAAAUUUUCAAUUACCAAACAACGACUUUGCAUCUGAUGAGAAGCUGUUUGACAAAAAGACAUUGCGGCUGCUGGCAGGCCUGCGUGUAAAUGGGAGGCGGUUCGCACCUAACCAAGCCUGGUGUGAGUGGGCAGAGGCCAAUGGAUGCCUGCCUGUUGAUGACGAAGAGCUUGAAGACAAUUUGGAUGACGACGGAGGCGCAGUGCAUGUGGAGGCUCAAGAGGAGCCGAAUAAACGCAUUGAGUCUCUACCUGGCGUUGAUACUUACACACAUGAUGCAAUUAUUUGCACCUGUCUGCAGGUUGAGGAAGAUGCGAACACCUCGGAUGCUUCCUCUGACACAGUUCCAUCUUUCGAUAAGCCUCGACUCUCUGUCGAUUCUCGAAGUGGCAAGUUCUCGGAGACAUACUAUGUGCAGGACUACUAUUGCAUCUACUUCAAAACCCAGCGCAUUCUCAUUGGUCACCCAAGUGUGAACAAUGAACCUUCACCUCCCUCGGUAUUCUACUACAGCGAGCUCCUUGGUAGCCCCGAUCGUCGAGGUGAACUGGGUGAUCUCUACAACACUCUGUUUGCUGGCGACGUUUUGCUCGACAUGCAGGUCCAUCCCGAUUCCAGACAAACCUCCUCUCUUUGUCCUUGGUACUUUUACCACAAUUCUUACCCCUCCUCCUGGGCCACGGAUUCGGUCUUCAAUCAGACCAAUCUGUUUACAUCCCCGGACGCACCGAGGCUUUCGUUGACUGCGGACUUUUGUCCGUGGUCAGUGCUGGAUGGACUGGGUACUCAAGACCUUCUUGGUUUGUUGUAUAGUGAAAAAGGAACCGGUUCUCGUGAAAGCGAUUUUUCUCUUGGUGCCGACGAUGAUGGUGAAAAUCUGGCCCGGAUCUACAAUGAAAGCCCUCCAAUGGGAGGCGACAGCUUUUUCGAUGCAGAACUAGAAUAUUCACCUCAAAUUGACGAUGAAGCUUUCUCGCUGAUUUCGUCGGUAACGUUUUACCGUACACCAUCCAAAUCUCGAUUUCCCCGGUACUCCUGGAGAUGUUCUAAUGAUUUCAAUGAAGCCGCCGUAUCAAUGAAUGUUAAGUUGCUUCCACGGUGGCAUUGGAUGUUUCGUCAGACAAGAUGGCCUAUUCGAUUUGCUCCACAACAGAAUAUCGAGCUGUCCAUGAAUGGAAUCAGAAUCCCGUCUUGGCGAGCGAGUGCCGGACGACUGCUGUCGGAUGUCAGUAGAUUUUGUUCUGCACACCGUGAGGUCAAGAACCUUGUUCUUCUUGAUCCCAUGGCUUUGUCACCGCUGUCGCCACUGCUCAAUCUGAUGCGGCACUCCGUGGAACCAAAGGCUCACCUGACUGGUAUUCUGUGGAUGACCCCAAUUGAAGCCAUUUCCCCCUUCUACCGCGUUCCCAUUCCUCGUCAAGAUGAGGACGCGGAGGGAGAGUUGGAUGAGCACGUCUAUCCGCAACCAGGAUAUCUGCGAUUCCUCACUGUGACCGCCUUUGUGUCCAAUUGGUUGACUUGGUUUUCUCGAAUCGAGACAUACUCGUCUUUGGGCAUAACGCGUCACGAGCCAUGCCUAAUGUGUGAGUCCAUGUCGGGAUUUGUGUUGCAGCCUUGGAGUUUGGGAUGCGGACAGUCGCCACUUAUUGAUUUGUGG